AUGUCGCUCCCGAAAUCGCCGUUUGCACCUUCUUCAUCUCUACCAGGAACUGGAGAACUAGUCCUUUGUCUUCUACCUCCUGGGAAACAGGUGCUACAGACAUUCACCUAUCAAUAUCCUCUCAAACUCAUUGCGCCCGAUCCUCACCACUCCGGUGAUGACAAGCAUGUAACUAUCGCGUUCCUCUUGACAUACGGAGGAGGGCUUGUUGGAGGUGAUCAAAUCAGUCUCAAGAUCGAGCUACAGGACGCCACUCGCCUUGUUUUACUCACACAAGGCAGUACCAAGAUCUUCAAGUCGCCUAACAGAUCCGUGGUCAGUCGGCAGGUCUUAGACGUCAGGGUCGGAUCCCUAGCAGCACUCUGCUAUCUACCUGAUCCAACUCAACCCUUCGCCGAGAGUGUCUAUGAGCAGAGGCAGACCUUCUACGUUGAGCCAAAUGGCAGCAGCAGCUUAUUGGUGCUGGACUGGGUGAGUGAAGGCCGUCGCGCACGAGGAGAAAGUUGGACGUUAUGGAAUUGGAAUGGGAGGAACGAGGUCAGGGAGAUAGAUGAGCGGUCCAAAGGAAGACUCUUACUUCGGGAUGCUGUCUCGUUGCAUCAGGACGACCCAGGUGCUACAGAGCUCCCUGGCAAGACUGACAAUAUGGGUGUAUUUGGCACAUUGAUUGUCUACGGCCCAGUUUUCAAAGAGCUGGCAGAAUUUCUGGUCCAGGAGUUCUCGAGCCAGCCGCGCAUUGGAGCGAAGAAUUGGGCGGUGAACGAGACCAGCGCACAGAAUGAGGGCACGACGCACGCUGAACUGGCCAGGCAGCGUGAGCAGCAAGAUGGUCUUUUAUGGACUGCCGCCAACGUCCGGGGAUUCGUGCUGGUGAAAUUUGGUGCGACAGAGCUUGAUGGAGCAAAGCGAUGGCUUAGAGAACUGCUAAAGAAAGAGGGGACUAUCGAAAAAACAUUUGGCCAUCAAGCAUUUCUAUGUCUUCGGUGA
Molecule: messenger RNA, 987 nt
Organism: Capronia epimyces CBS 606.96
Lineage: Eukaryota; Fungi; Ascomycota; Eurotiomycetes; Chaetothyriales; Herpotrichiellaceae
Exons: 1
Coding region: 1-987 (328 amino acids)
Molecular function (GO): nickel cation binding
Source: RefSeq, a predicted model, not a curated record